AUGGAAAUCUCUCUAAAACUAAAUAUCGAUACGGUGAAAAGUGUUCCGUAUCUGUACAAGUCGAAAACCGUAUCAAGUAGCGGUUUCAAGGUGAAUAAAGUAUCAUGCAGAGUGAAGGAGAUGGGAACGAAACAAGAGAGAGCCAACUUCUAUGAACUACUUUCUCUCAACUCCAAGGAAAAUGUAGGGUUUGAAGAAAUUAAGAAGGCUUAUAGAAGCAAGGCUCUCGAAUAUCAUCCUGAUGUCUGUCCUCCAUCGAACCGAGAAGAAUCGACGCGAAAAUUCGUGGAGAUUCGGAAAGCUUACGAUACCCUUUCUGAUCCGGCUUCCCGACAAAUGUAUGAUUAUGAGAUGAGUUUAGUUGAUUCCUUCGGAGGUAGCUAUCUUUAUGAAGGUAAAAGAGACGGAUUUUCGAAGAAAGUGUGGGAACGACAACUCAGUGGACUUAGAAAACGGUCUCUGGAUAAAUCAGAGAAGAAAAACUCGUUUGCCUUAUAA
Messenger RNA from Daucus carota subsp. sativus, 498 nucleotides. Its product is annotated as chaperone protein dnaJ 20, chloroplastic. NCBI's taxonomy places the organism in Eukaryota, Viridiplantae, Streptophyta, Magnoliopsida, Apiales, Apiaceae. Gene Ontology annotation, cellular component: chloroplast. The transcript has a single exon. The record is from RefSeq and is a predicted model, not a curated record. The coding region runs from base 1 to 498 and encodes 165 amino acids.